AUGGCCGUGGCCGCCGUCGCCCGCCGCGGUCUGUCCGCGCUGCUGCUGGGCCGGCUCCCGGCGCUGCCGCUGCCGCCCGCGCUGCGCCCGCCGCCCGCCCGCCCCGGCCCCGCCGCCCCCCGCCCGGGGCCGCUCCGCGCCGCCCUCCGCUCCUACAGCCAGGUCACCGAUGCUCCGUCCCAGGAAGGUCGCCUCUCAGAGCAGGAGCCCGGCUCGCCCAAGGCGGAGAGUGACGGUGUCUACCUCGUCAGGGCACAAGGAUUCCCCUUCUCGUGCACCGAGGAAGAUGUGCUUACCUUCUUUGAUAGCUGUAGAAUUCGGAACGGUGAGAACGGGGUGCACUUCCUCUUAAACAGGGAUGGGAGGCGCAGGGGGGACGCCUUGAUCGAGCUGGAGUCCAAAGCAGACGUCCAGAGAGCCCUGGAAAAGCACCUGAGGUACAUGGGCCCACGCUACGUGAAAGUGUUUGAAGUCCACGACAGCGAUGUGGAGGGCUUGAUGCGGAGCCUGCGGGAUGAAUCCCAAGCCAUGAACGAUGGAGUGGUGCUGCUCCGAGGCCUUCCCUUCAGCUCCACCGAGGAGGACAUUGAGGAUUUCUUCGCAGGUUUGAAAAUAGCAGACAUAGCCUUCAUUUAUCGGGGAGACAGAAGAACAGGAGAAGCUUUUGUGCAGUUUGCAACUCCUGAAAUGGCAGCUAAAGCCCUGUUACGGCACAGAGAGUAUAUGGGAAAUAGGUAUAUAGAAGUGUACGUAAGCAGAAAGCACCAGAUGCAAAGGCACAUGUCCGACAAGCAGUUGAUGACCUACUCCAAAAUGAGAAGAGAAUAUGAAUCCCUCCCUGAAGAAGGGGGAUGGAGAGGCAUGAGAGGCUCCAAUGCCCAGGAAGAAAACAGAUUGUACAGGGGAGAAACGGAAAACUCCAGGAGCGUUUUAGAGCCUGGGAACACCUCAUCACCAGCACGGCACUGUGUCCGCAUGAAGGGUUUCCCUACCCAAGCUACUGCCCAAGACAUAAUAAAUUUUUUUGCUCCGCUGAGGCCCACGAGGAUCCUGGUGGAAUACGACUCCCAGGGAGAGGCCACAGGAGAAGCGGAGGUGCAUUUCCAGAGCCAGGAGGACGCCGUGGCGGCGAUGGCGAAGGAGGGGUCAGAGAUGGAGUGCAGUGCCAUUGAAUUAUUCCUGAAUGAGCAUCCAAAGGCAAAGGAAAACUGUUAAUGACAGUGGCACGAGCUCAGAUUUGGCCGGGUGAACACGUUCCUUGUGUAUGAGGGUGAAGAUCGGGUACGAGUGUCAGCGCUGAGCAAGGAGGACAAACUGUAAGAUCUAGUUUAGCCUUGUGUAAGAGGAGCAUGUAAUAAAUGUGCUGGACUGUGGGGAGUGUUACAAAAGCAGCAGCAGCUGCACUGCUGGAAUGGUCAAUGGGUGGAGCAGUUCUGGGCUCCAGGUGCAGAACGGUGCAUUAAUAAACACCAGGAUUGACAACUGA
Messenger RNA from Lepidothrix coronata (blue-crowned manakin), 1486 nucleotides. RefSeq names its product G-rich RNA sequence binding factor 1 (gene GRSF1). Gene Ontology annotation, molecular function: RNA binding. Gene Ontology annotation, biological process: regulation of RNA splicing. The transcript has 10 exons. Bases 1 to 1215 code for a protein of 404 amino acids. NCBI's taxonomy places the organism in Eukaryota, Metazoa, Chordata, Aves, Passeriformes, Pipridae. Gene Ontology annotation, cellular component: ribonucleoprotein complex; nucleoplasm. The record is from RefSeq and is a predicted model, not a curated record.